AUGUACCGGGUUUAUCCCCCAUGGUUAUCGGUCCUACUUGUUUUGUUCGCUCUGGUUGGGCUUCUGAGUAACAUCGUAGUGAUUGUCACCAUCUUCAAGUCCAGAUUCCUCCACGAUGUCACUCAUUACCUCAUCCUGAAUCUGGCCGUCUCCGACGGUCUCUGCUGCUUCAUGUUUGGCCUGGAGAUGUUCAUGGAUCUACUCAAUUACCCCAACAACCGCACUGGUCCAAUCGCUGAAAUACUCUACUGCCGGCUCGUCCACGGUAACUACUUAUUUCAGUCCUUCGCCUACGUUUCAGCUUACAAUCUUGUCACCAUAUCUCUCGAGCGAUAUGUAGGCAUCGUCAAACCGCUACGAUAUGUCAAAGUCUGUCACAAAAGUAACAUCAGAUGCGCUGUAUGCUUAGCAUGGAUGCUGGGCUUCUGUGCCUACACUGUCCACCUUUUCGGUCUCAUCUACGACCCAUCUGAAGCAACUUUUGCAAAGAGAUGUCGACUUUUCCACGACUGGCAAUGGCAUUUUGUGCCAUUCGUGGGUGGUUUCGUCAUCCCUCUGCUAACAAUGAUGUGGGCUUACUCUCGUAUUGUCAAAGCGCUGAAAGAAAGCGCCCUCAGGCAACAAGUCUCGCACCAAGCCAGAGCAACGCAAGAGGCAACCAAGCGCGUGGUUCACAUGAUGCUGCUCGUCACCGUAGCGUACGUGAUCCUCUACAUCCCGACCCAACCAGCCUACAUGAUCAUCGUCAGCAUCAAACUAGGACACUUCGAACUGACGCCCCUAGGAAUUCUCCUGACGGACCUCAUCAGUAAACUCCCCGUCUUGCUCAACUCUUUCAUCAAUCCCUUCAUCUACGCGUUCAAAUAUAAAAAGUUCCGCAAGGGGCUACGCGAGAUUCUGUGCGGACGACAAAGAAACGGUCUAGUGCAUGCAGGGGGUAAGAAAAGUGAACAAUCUAUCCACACUGUGGAUAUUUAA
This is a messenger RNA of Patiria miniata (bat star), 978 nucleotides long. Its product is annotated as galanin receptor 2a-like. NCBI's taxonomy places the organism in Eukaryota, Metazoa, Echinodermata, Asteroidea, Valvatida, Asterinidae. Gene Ontology annotation, molecular function: G protein-coupled receptor activity. The transcript is spliced from 2 exons. Gene Ontology annotation, biological process: G protein-coupled receptor signaling pathway. The record is from RefSeq and is a predicted model, not a curated record. Gene Ontology annotation, cellular component: membrane. Bases 1 to 978 code for a protein of 325 amino acids.